This is a messenger RNA of Aspergillus oryzae RIB40, 1398 nucleotides long. RefSeq lists its product as uncharacterized. The coding region runs from base 1 to 1398 and encodes 465 amino acids. The record is from RefSeq and is a predicted model, not a curated record. The transcript has a single exon. Lineage: Eukaryota; Fungi; Ascomycota; Eurotiomycetes; Eurotiales; Aspergillaceae.
AUGAACGCGACAGACCGAUCGCCACUCUUCGUUGUCGAAGAGGUUCUCUGUACCUACCCUAUUAGCACGAGCUAUGACUCGUGUCCACGAUACCUCUUCUACGCUUUGCUCCUGGCAGUAUGUGUCACCCGCUGGACCGGCUGGCUGGCGGAUGUUUUUCUCGGUGCAGCAGCUACAUAUGCCGGGACAGCUGCGAUUCAAGCGUUCAUUCUGGUCUCCAGUUCUGCAAACCAUCGCGCCCCAGAAAAGGUCUCUAUCCCCUGGAUUCCGGACAAUACCAGCUUGUGGGAUGACUUUCCCGCCCUGGUCACUGACACCAACGAAAUUGAUAUCAGCCCUGCAGCCAUAGAGCUCGACGCAGACGCCGUGCUUUCUAUCGUAGUGACUGCAUAUCUCGUGUUCUUACCGCUGCAAUGCUGGUCCCGCAUAUUUGCUAAAGAACGGAUCAGCUCCAUUAUAUUCACGCUCUGGAACAUUCUUAUGUUCGCGGGAUCGAUAUGCUCCUUGGUCUACUGGCCCAGGCUUAAGAAGACCCCAAUUCAAUACGGCUUCUGCUUGCCACAGCUACCUCCGAUAACACCUAUAUCAAGCGAUGGUUGGGAAUCAUGGCAGUUUACAUCAUCAUGGAAUAAUAGUGUAUGGGACAUCUUCAGCAAUGACACCUUGCUGCUUCAGUUGAAUGAUGUUUGCUUCUAUCCGUGUUUCAACACCACCCAGGUGCUACGUCAGCAAACCUCUUUACAGGCUUCUGUAGCAGCGGGAGACAAUCGAUUUACGAGGCGUCAUAAAUUCUGGGGCAAAGUCAUUUACUCCCAGCGGUACAUCUAUAGUCUGGUCGCUCUCAGCAUGGUGCUGAAUGUUCUGUUGAUGCUGGUCAGGGUAUUGCCGUACCAUUCUCGGGUCCCUUCAUCGCGAGUAUGGGAGAUCUGGAAGGAGAGAAAGAACAUCAUCAGGGGCUUGAAAGAUGACUUUUACGCCGCCAUUCAUACAUCAAGAGAUAGCCGAGAAAGCAUGGCGGAGAAGACACGGACGAAAUUCCCAUUUUGGAAACGGGUAUCGCGAUUUUUCACCCUACGUGUGAUAGGCUUGUGGGCCAAGGUAGCCUUUGAUGUCAUCAUUAUCUGCGCAGUACUAUUCAGCAUUGUGAUCAGUCCACUCACCGUUAUUGCGUUCGUGUGUUGGAUUGAAUACUAUAUCUAUCACGAUGGGCCGUCCCAGGAGACACCACAGCAGGUUGGCCAGUGGUCACCUCUGGUGUCCAUUGCGCUGUUGAGUAUCUCUGCUGGAAUCUACAAAUUGAAGUACUGGGUGGCUCCUCGUCACGAAAUCGAGCAUGAUAUCGAAGAGCUGAAAAAGGAAAUCGAACGUCUGGAGACUCUGAGGGAUGAGAAGUCUUAA